ACAGCCACCCCUCCCGGUCGCACUCAGAGGCCACGGCCCUGCGCGCCCCUCGAGCACCCAGCCACGUGCGAGACGAGCGUGAGCUCGCACGAGCACCGCGCCCCGGUCGCACCCGGCAGUCUGCCGACGCUCAGCCGACGCCUUUCCGACGCUCAGCCGACUCCUGGUCCGACGCUCGGCCGACGCCGGCCCAAGAAGAUCUAGCAAACCGGUGGAUGGACUUUCUCUCCCGGCAGUAGUGGCCUCGGUCGUCGCUCUAAGGUGCUCGGUCCCGGUGGAGACCGCGGAGGAGCGUGCGCUCGGAGUGUGGACUUUGAUGCAGAAGAAGCAUGUCGCCGUCUCCUGACAACUGCUGAACAUGCUGGCCCCGGGUGGCCGGGCGGCCAGGGCCAUCCUGGUGAUCCUGGCGGCGGCGCUGCUCGGCCUGACAGGAGCGACCUACGACAGCCAGGGGCCGACCUUCACGCUGGAGCCGUCGGCGAGGGUCGACCUGACCAACGAGGGCGGCGCGGGCGUGGAGUGCUCGGGCAGGGGCAACCCCGCGCCCCGCGUGGAGUGGCGCCAGGGCGGCGGCCUGGGCGGGCAGGGCGAGCCCGGGGCCGCCGUGCGGACCGUGCCCGGGGUGCGCCACCUGCUCGACAACGGAUCGCUCGUCUUCCCGCCCUUCCAGGCCGCCGCCUUCCGCCAGGACAUCCACUGGGGCGUCUACCGCUGCGUGCUGAGCAACAGCGUCGGCGUCGUGGUCAGCAGGGACGUCGCCGUGCGUGCCGUGGUGAACCAGCACUACGAGCCGGAAGUACAGAGCCCCGGCGGCUUUCACGGAAACAACGUCCUCAUCCGCUGUUCCGUGCCGCCCUUCGUGAGGGAGCACGUCACGGUCACCUCUUGGCUGCAGGAGCCAUCCUUCAACAUCUACCCCUCCGCGGAGAGCCACGGCAAGUACCACAUGCUGCCCACGGGCGAGCUGCUCGUGCUCAACAUCACGGAGCAGGACGCCAGGCACUCCUUUCGCUGCCGCACCCACCACCGGCUCACCCAGCGCAACGUGCCCAGCGCCAACGCUGGCCGCAUCCAGCUCACCGACGCCCGGCGGCCCGUGGCGCCCAUCCUGCACGAGACGACCAGCACGCUGCCGGCGCGCCUGGAGGAGGCCGUGGUGGUGCCCUGCGUGGCGCACGCCAACCCGCCGCCCGUCUACAGGUGGUGGCGCCAGGGCCAGGAGAACUCGGUGGACGCGGGCGCCGCGGAGCGGUUCACGGUGCGCGACGGCACGCUGUCGUUCGCGUCGGUGCGCGAGUCGGACGCGGGCACGUACUACUGCAACGCGAGCAACAGCGAGGGCAGCGAGGUGCUGGAGCUGACGCUGCAGGUGUGGGCGCCGCUGGCCGUGCACGUCCUGCCCCCCAGGCAGACGGUGGACGUCGGCAAGAGCGCCGACCUGACGUGCCAGGUGGCGGGCUUCCCGCGCCAGCAGGUCACGUGGCUCAAGGACGGCCGCCCCAUCCGCGGGCUGGCCGGCCAGGACGACGGCGGCGGCGGCGUGGGCGUCGGCGGCGACCCCGGCGCCAGGAUCCGGCUGCUGGCCGCCGACCGGCUGCACAUCGCCGCCGUGACCAAGGAGGACCGCGGCAUGUACCAGUGCUUGGUGCGGAACGACCACGACAUGGCCCAGGGCGCGGCGGAGCUGCGCCUCGGAGACGCUGCCCCUACACUCCAGUACAAGUUCAUCGAGCAGACGAUGCAGCCCGGGCCCAGCGUGUCCCUCAAGUGCUCGGCCUCGGGCAACCCGACACCGCACAUGUCCUGGAAGCUCGACGGCUUCCCACUGCCUCCCAACGACAGGGUGAUGAUCGGCCAGUACGUGACGCUGUACGGUGACGUGGUCAGCCACGUCAACAUCAGCAACGUGAAGGCCGAGGACGGCGGCGAGUACGAGUGCGAGGCGGAGAGCCGCGCCGGCCUGGCCAAGCACCAGGCCCGGCUCAACAUCUACGGUCCGCCCUUCGUCCGGGCCAUGCCGGACAUCAUCGCCGUGGCCGGCAAGGCGCUGCACAUCAAGUGCCCCGUGGCGGGCUACCCCAUCGAGAGCGUGGUCUGGGAGAAGGACGGCGUGGUGCUGCCCAACAUCAUGCGGCAGCGCGUGGCCGCCAACACGCUCACCAUCGAGAACGUGCAGCACGCCAGCGACCAGGGCGCGUACACGUGCACGGCGCGCGCCAAGCACGCGCACGCCGCCAAGAGGACCGUCACCGUCAAAGUGCUGGUGCCACCCAAAAUCACCCCAAUCACUUUCCCGCGCGAUCUAAACGUAGGCGACCGCACCAGCGUGCAGUGUGUGGUGGUGAGCGGGGACCUACCCCUGUCGUUCGCCUGGCUCAAAGACGGCCACCCGGUCGGGGGCGCCGGCCACCACCACCACCCGGCCGCCGGGGCCGCCGGGGCCGGGGCCACCGCCGUCCCGGGCGACGUGUCGGUGCGGCAGAACGACGACUUUAGCAGCGCGCUGAGCAUCGGCGCGGUCGCCCUGGAGCACAGCGGCAAUUACACGUGCCGCGUGUCGAACCAGGCCGCCGUCGUGUCGCUCACGGCGCUGCUGCAGGUCAACGGUAAUGAGCGCGCACCUGGCGCAGCUCCACUCUCCCCGUACACUCUCUCUCCUGUUGCCUGCGCGCCUGAGGCAUGCGGGCCGAGCCAGCCGGGGGCGCAGCCGGGGGCACGGAACGGAAAUAUCGACUCAUUUAUUGUUCCAUGAGAAAUAGUUGUUGUUGUUGUUUGUUUUUUUUUCCUU
Messenger RNA from Frankliniella occidentalis (western flower thrips), 2788 nucleotides. RefSeq names its product cell adhesion molecule Dscam2-like. The coding region runs from base 359 to 2752 and encodes 797 amino acids. Lineage: Eukaryota; Metazoa; Arthropoda; Insecta; Thysanoptera; Thripidae. Gene Ontology annotation, cellular component: axon; plasma membrane. Gene Ontology annotation, biological process: homophilic cell-cell adhesion; axon guidance; dendrite self-avoidance. Gene Ontology annotation, molecular function: cell-cell adhesion mediator activity. The record is from RefSeq and is a predicted model, not a curated record. The transcript has 11 exons.